This is a messenger RNA of Punctularia strigosozonata HHB-11173 SS5, 3781 nucleotides long. RefSeq lists its product as uncharacterized. Bases 1 to 3552 code for a protein of 1183 amino acids. NCBI's taxonomy places the organism in Eukaryota, Fungi, Basidiomycota, Agaricomycetes, Corticiales, Punctulariaceae. The transcript has 6 exons. The record is from RefSeq and is a predicted model, not a curated record.
AUGAUUCCGCUCGUGCCGACGCUCGCACUUGCGAUGCUCUCCUUCAUAUGCUCAGCUUUUGUCAUUCUGCGUAUAGUAAUUUCCAUCUUGCCUCCUGGUCCAUUCAGCAGACAUGUCCCUCCUUCCGAGUUUGGACUCCCUAACUUCCGCUCUCUCACCCCGGCAGAUAAAUCACACAUCUGGCUCGCCACGUGCGACCUCGCCGCGCUCGUCCUCUUCGUCUGGCAAGCCAUCGACGAGACGACCGGCGGCCCUCAAGACUUUGCCGCCGCUACCGACGCCGGUUCCGCCGCCCGCCUCUGGCUCGCGAUCACCCUUCGCCCUACGUGUCUCCUCGUGGUCUCCGCUCUGACCCUGCUACACGUCCGCCUCGGGCGCCCGGUCUCCUUCGGCUGGAAGCACUGGAUCCUCUGGGCACCCUUAAUCAUCAUGGUCGCCACCGGCGCUGGCGUCGCCACCACGCUCGCGGCCAUCGACAAGUCGAGCCUGUUCGUCGGUCUCGCCGCGUACUCGACCGCCGUCGCCGUCCUGUCUAGCGCCUGCUUCGUCUCCCUCAUCGCCACGCUCGUCAUGAUCAAGCGCAACCUGACCCGCUCCGAUGGCCCCACGGACCAGUGGCCGCCCAUGCGUCAGGUCGAGGAGAAGCCGCGUCCGUCGUUCGCCACGGAAGACGUCGACGGCCUCCGUGACGGCAGCUCGUGGAUCACCUCCAACGCGAGCUCCCGCCGCGACUCCAUCUCCGCCUUCUCCUUCUCCACCCAUCACUCGGUCCGCCCGCCGACCCCGACUUCCAUGCGCAUCAAGCGUGCCAUGGCCGCGUCCCAGCCCUCGGUCGCGCCCAAGUCGUCGUUCUGGUUCGGCCCUGCGACCCCGGGCACGGCGCCCUCCGGAGCGCGCGAGGCGUCCGUUCCGCCCGUGCCCCCGCUUCCGUCGCCGUACGGCCCCACACCCAUUUCGCCUACCGGCAUGGCCAUCAACGACGACGUCGACCCGUUCAGGCGCGAAGAGACGCCGAUCCCUCCGGAGCAUCACCACCACCAACGACUCCGCAUGGGCUCGCAGACCUCGUGGCUUACCUCCAACUCGGGUAACUCGGAGGCCACGCUCUCCGCCUGGUCCUUCCCGACGACGCACGCCACCCACGCGGGCGCCAACGAGUACGCUGCGGUCCGCCCCAACACUCCGGUGCCUAGCACACCGUAUGCGACGGAACUGCCCCCGACGUCUACGGCUGUCUCGCGCCCCAUCACCCCUGCGUUGUCCAGUGCUCAAGUGUUGGGCGGGUAUGGCUAUGCUCCCGAGGCUGCUCGUGCGGAGAAGGGAGUGGGUUCUAUCGCCACCGUCCCGUCCGGAGACCUCGACGUCUCCGUCUACCGUACCGUCGGUUGGCUUGUCACCAUCUGGGUUCCCCUCGCUCUGGCGCUUCCUUACUUCUUCGCGGUCUCGCCCCAUGGCGUUACUCCGUCCGUCGCCAGCAUACUCCUGGUCCUGUCGUCCACGUUGUCGUCGCCCAUUUUGGCCUUCAACAUCCUGUUCCGCUCGCCCAUCCCGAUCCCCUCUGGUCUUUUUGAAAGCUACAGCGAGCCACCGUCGAUCGUCAACCGUGCCCCGUCUCCCGGAGGGCUCGAGCGCCUCUCGCGCGAGUACAAGCGCAGCGGGAGUGUGACCGUCGUCGAAGGCAAGCGCAGCACCGACGUUUGGCUCGUGAACGGCGACGCGAAAGACGGGCAGGGCAAGGUUGGCCGCGCAAUGGGCAUGCUGCAGCCCAAGCCGAAGUUAUCCGUCAUGCCAAUCCAGGACGAGGAAGAGCCCGUUACGCCCCCGUUGCCGAUCCAGUACGAGGAUACUCCCGCGCCCACUGUCCCGCCGACGCCCGCAUCUGCGACGAGCGCCGAGAUGGGCCGGAUCCGGAAGGAAUCGAAGGCGUCAUCGUACUACUCGGGCGCAGACGCAAGCAUCCAGCACGCCGCGCGUGUCAUGGUCGCGCAGAAGCACUACUCCGCGCUCGCAAAGACGUUCGUGCUCCCUCCCUCGCCCGAGCAACGUGCAUCCAUGGCUGCCGCCGCCGCGGUUACCUCCGCGGCCAGCGGCGUGCGCCUCAUCAACACCACCGGCCACCUGCGCUCCCGCUCUACCUCGUCUGUGAACAGCGCCCAGAUGCCGCUCAGCGCGCCGCCGAACUUGCCACUGCCCCCCACACCGCCGUCGGUCAAGAACGCCCGCCUCGCCAAGAUGCGCAAGACGCACAAGCGCUCGCAGUCCUCGGUCUCGCUCCCGACCGUCCCCGGCGCGAACGACUCUGGCUUCUCCUUCGGCGCUGUCGAUGACGUGAACCAGAUCGACGCUCUGUCUGCCAAGGUGCUCCCCAUCCUCGUCCCUGGGCUCAAGGUGGGCGAGGGCAUGAAGAUCACGCCGGACUGGAACCGGCCGCGGGCCGGCACGCUUGCGCGCCACGGCAGGGUCUCGGACGCGCCGACGUCUCCGGGCAACGGCGACUGGUCCAGCAUCGGCGAAUUCUCGUCUCCGGAGGUGCACUCCACGCCGCUGAAGAACGGUCGGGGGCUGCGGACCAAGAAGGUGUCGGGACACAAGCGGCACCAUUUCAGCAUGCCUAGCCUCAGCCUGGGAAAAGACGCUUUCCAUAUCUCCAAUUGGGAGAUCGAGCAGGACGUCAAUGUUGCCACGGAAGAAGGGAAACGCCACGACGCGCUCGCCAUGCCACACCUCCUCGACGUUGUCAAGGAAGAAGACGAACGCCGGCCGGUCUCCCUCGACGUCCCCGCCGGUGUCGACACCGCUCGCUCAUCCCUGUUGACGCUCCUCGAGAAGGCGAUCGCCCCCGUUCCUCCGUCCGCGAGUUCGGAAGUGACCCUGUUCGACUGGGACGCCGCCACCGGCCCGCAGGCCGAGAGCACGCCGCACGACCAUAAGGCGCGCGCGAGAAAGGUGGCGCAGGAAGCGGUCCCGCCGCUGCCCACUGCUUCCACCCGCCGGUCGAGCAUCGUCUACGUCCGAUCCGACGACCAGCCCGCUGUCGGUACGGAGCGUCCGCAGUCGAAGCGUUCGAGCAUCGUUUACGUGAAAUCGGGCGACGAGAACGCCCCUCCGGCGGAAGGCGCUAAUGUGCAAAGGUCGACCUCCGGUCGCUUUGCGCAGUGGGGUGCCCGCGCCGUUCGCCCGCUCAAGCCGAAGGCGAACAAGGGCAAGGUGUCCCCGCCGCCGUCCGGGCAGUCAUCGUCGCCUACCGGCCUUCGUCCGCUCUCGCUGCUCCAGGAGCGCAACGCCAACGUGUCGACGGAGAGCGCGCACGGCGUCCGUCCUCUCACCCUUGGUCGCAAGAAGAAACUGCAAGAGGGUAUGGACCCCGUUGCGGAGAACGCAGCGCUUGCGGAGGUUGGCAACACGAACGCUGGUCUGAAGCCUCUGAAGCUUGCCCGGUCGGAGACGGCGAAGAAGCGCGGAUUGCUGAUGAACCACGCGGGCGUCCCCGAUGUGGUCGUCCGGCCCCCAUCUGCCAGCGAGCACGUCGGCUUUGGCUACAGCUUCCGGUAAAGAAAAAAGAAGGGAAAACAUCACACUCAGAAACUUACCCUUCGGGGGACGGCUCAUCAAAGUCUGCUCUUUCAAAAUUCGUACGCUGUCCUAUGUUUUUUUUUGCUACGCUGUCUAUGCUCUCUCAUCUCCUCCCCAUCUCAUCAUGAUCCUGAAACCGAAUGUAUCGUCAAUCUGCUCUCCCCGACUCGUCUCCAUGUCAUAUGCUGCUAGUCUCUCGUCCAUUACG